Molecule: messenger RNA, 1116 nt
Organism: Purpureocillium lilacinum
Lineage: Eukaryota; Fungi; Ascomycota; Sordariomycetes; Hypocreales; Ophiocordycipitaceae
Product: UDP-glucose-4-epimerase
Biological process (GO): beta-D-galactose catabolic process via UDP-galactose, Leloir pathway
Cellular component (GO): cytosol
Molecular function (GO): UDP-glucose 4-epimerase activity
Source: RefSeq, a predicted model, not a curated record
AUGGCUGUCGGCACCGUUCUCAUCACCGGUGGCACCGGCUACAUUGGUUCCUUCACCACCCUCGCCCUCCUCGAGCACGGCUACGAUGUCGUCAUUGUCGACAACCUUUACAACUCGUCCAAGGUUGCCCUCGACCGCAUCGAGCUCCUCUGCGGCCGCCGCCCAGACUUCUACCAAGUCGACGUGACCGACGAGAAGGGCCUCGACGAGGUCUUUGCCAAGCACCCCGCCAUUGACAGCGUCAUCCACUUUGCUGCUCUCAAGGCUGUCGGAGAGUCGGGCGAGAUUCCCCUCGAGUACUACCGCGUCAAUGUCGGCGGCAGCAUUGCCCUCCUCCGCUCCAUGGAGCGCCACGGCGUCUCCAACAUCGUCUUCUCCUCCUCGGCGACCGUCUACGGCGACGCGACCCGCUUCCCCAACAUGAUCCCCAUCCCCGAGCACUGCCCCAUCGGCCCGACCAACACGUACGGUCGCACAAAGUCCAUGAUCGAGGAUGUCAUCACCGACUUCAUCAAGGCCCAGCGCAACAACCUGCAAAAGGCCGGCAAGCCCCACGCCCAGUGGAACGGCGCCCUGCUGCGCUACUUCAACCCCUGCGGCGCGCAUCCCAGUGGCCUCAUGGGCGAGGACCCUCAGGGCGUGCCCUUCAACCUGCUGCCCCUGCUGGGCAAGGUUGCGACCGGCGACCGCGACAAGCUGCUGGUCUUUGGCGAGGACUAUUCCUCUCGUGAUGGAACGGCCAUCCGCGACUACAUCCACGUCGUCGACCUGGCACGCGGCCACCUCGUCGCCCUCAACUACCUGCGGGAGAACAAGCCGGGCGUCAAGGCGUGGAACCUGGGCUCCGGCCGCGGCAGCACCGUGUUCGAGAUCAUCAAGGCCUUCAGCGCCGUGGUCGGCCGCGACCUGCCCUACGAGGUGGUGGCCCGCCGACCGGGCGACGUCCUGGACCUGACGGCCAACCCCGCGUUGGCCAACGAGGAGCUCCAGUGGAAGACGGAGCUGACGAUGGAGAAGGCAUGCGAGGACCUGUGGCGCUGGGUCGACAACAACCCCCAGGGCUACCGCCAAGACCCGCCGGCGAAGCUGCUGGACGCGGUCAAGAAGACGAACUGA